GCAGAAAGUCAUACUACCAGUGUAUUUCAUUUCAAUUUCACGUUUUAUCCUUAUUCACAUCAUUUGUCGCGUGGCAAAAUUCGUUUGUCGUUGUAAUUAAACACCCAAAACGCUCCCAUAAAUAAUUUUUUAGUUACCCAAUUUAUUGACUAAUUUUUUCCAAAUGAAAUUUCCUCCAAAAGAUUUUUGGUUUGGCCUUCAAAUAAUUUUAAUUUGUAUUUGCUGGUGGAGUUCGAGUUCAGUUUCAAGUAUUUUAAAUAAAUUAGCCUUACAGAGUUAUCCCUACCCUUUAACAAUUGCUCUUUCUGCUUGUUUAAAUAAUGCCUUGUAUGCCCUUCCGUUAAUUAAAAUAUUCAAAAUUACAACAGUCCAUAUUUCAACUGGUUAUUUGCUUCGAGUUAUUUUUCCAAUUUCGGUUGGAAGAGCUGUUGGAAUUACCAGUGCAUAUUUUGCCUUAUGGAAAGUAACUGUUAGUUAUGCUCAAACUGUGAAGGGUACAAUGCCUAUUUUUACGGUUCUAAUUUCUCGAGUUUUGCUUGGCGAGAGGCAGUCACUCAAACUUUAUUUUUCACUUGUACGUUGA
Molecule: messenger RNA, 583 nt
Organism: Meloidogyne enterolobii
Lineage: Eukaryota; Metazoa; Nematoda; Chromadorea; Rhabditida; Meloidogynidae
Source: the annotation of a GenBank genome assembly